This is a messenger RNA of Guillardia theta CCMP2712, 1182 nucleotides long. RefSeq lists its product as hypothetical. The coding region runs from base 1 to 1182 and encodes 393 amino acids. The record is from RefSeq and is a predicted model, not a curated record. NCBI's taxonomy places the organism in Eukaryota, Cryptophyceae, Pyrenomonadales, Geminigeraceae. The transcript has 2 exons.
AUGGAACCAACCCCCUCUCUACUGCAUCAAUACACAUCUCUCUCCGAGAAGUUCUUGAAUCUUGAUCAACAAUACAAUAUCCUCGAUGAAAGCUACAAACAAAUGCAGGAUCUGAAUGCAUACCAGAAAGCGGACCUGCAAAAGAAGGACAAAUACAUACUUGACCUUGAAGUGGCCCUAGACAAGAGACAAAAUCGCAUCGAAGCUAUGAUAACAGAGAUAAGUGAUCUCAAAGACAACAUUUUUGAUCUGAAUGAGGAUCUACGAGAUACACGAAUCAAACUGGAGGAAGCAUCCAAGAAACUCAAAGAUCGUGAUUCCCCCUUUGACUAUACAAAGGGCUUCUUCUACCUCACUCUUGGUCUCGACGCAACCAAGACAUAUACAGACAUGGAGAUCAAACAGGCUUUCAGAAUGAUGAGCAAGUACAAACACUCGGACAAAGCCAGAGCGGGUAUCUGCAGCGAUGAGUCCCGGACCAUAGUCGAGGCAAAGGAUUACCUUCUCAAUGGGAGAUGCGACUUGAAGCUCAAUGAGCCUGCGACCAUGUACCGAGAGCUCUUCAAGUUGAGACAGGAGGAGUACUUCAAGGCAUUGUCAACGCUAUUCACCACCGAGAGGCAAAGGAACGACCUUGAGCAGAAACUCGAGAGGGCCAAAGAGCGGCACGAAUCUGACCAUCAGACCAUCUCAAACCUGAUGCGUGAUAUUGAGCAGGUGAAGCAAAGGCCAUGCAAGGGUGAUCAUUUCGAGAGGGUUUCAGAAGAGGCCAAGGCGGAGGUUGCCAAGGUUCAACGUGAGCUCGAUGGGGUGAAGCAGGAGCUGAAGAUGAAGGAUGCGCAGCUAAUUUUGCAAUCCGACUUGAUGCAGACCAUCUCAAUGCUGGAGAAGGAGAAGGAUGGUUUUGUGAGGGCUGCAGAGAAGGCCAAGGCGGAGGUUGCCAAGGUUCAACGUGAGCUCGAGACGAAGAAUUCGCAGCUAGAAUCAGCAUCCAACUCCAUCUCGAUGCUGGAGAGGGCUGCAGAGAAGGCCAAGUCGGAGGUUGCCAAGGUCAAACAGGAUCUCGAGACGAAGAAUUCGCAGCUAGAAUCAGCAUCCAAUUCCAUCUCGAUGCUGGAGAGGGCUGCAGAGAAGGCCAAGUCGGAGGUUGCCAAGAUGAGGCCAAAGCAGAAGCCCUGUUGA